AUGGCAGCUCUUCCGUCCUCCUACGUCGGGACCGAACUCACGUUUGUACGCGGCAAAGAGACGUUCAAUGACACAGCGUUCAACAAGGUGGGCUACCUGUUCAGCUGGGCGAGGUGCAACGCAGCGGGGGGCUUGUCUGCUCACCUCGCGAUGUGUUGGGACUUCCCCUUCCAGGGCCACAGGCACUUCUGGGCUCUUACGGAGCAAUCUCUGUCCAGAGGUCCAGUCAUCGCACGCGCGGGGCACGGUGCCAUCCACCGCUGGUGGAAACGUUGUCGAUCGAACGGCAAUUGCGAACCCAGAGCGGGCAAGCAAGACAAUUUUCUAGCCCACUGGAUGCAGAAGGCGGGGCUGCCAGCAAUUGCAGCAUUCGGUUGUUUGUAUGACAUGCUUUUCCAGCCCACAGAAGCUGUGCACCAGGCAUUUGCGCCAGAGCUCGAGAUCGUGGGCACUGUGCCUCCACCACUCUACCAGGGCAGUUCCUCGCAAUCGGAUAGAGUCCGAUGCGUAAUGGUGCAGGUUCGCACAGGCGAUGCCACCGUCCAGAGCCAGAACUCCACGGACGAGAGGAAGAGUGCCAUGAUGGCUGCCCUGGGAAAGUCUGCCCUGAAAGAGCAUCAUGGCACCUUCGAGUGCGCCCAGCACGCAGCCGAAAAGCUGGCGGCCAGGGAGCAGGCGGCGGGCUGGAAUGGCACUGUCGCCGACGUGAAGUGGUUCCUUAUGACCGACUCGAAGCUGCUGCAGAGAAUGGCCAAGGCAGAGUACGGCGACAGGCUCUUCACGCACGAGGGCACCGUGGACUUCUACGCGACGCUGGGGGCUGCGGGCACGCUGUCCGUCAUCGGCGAGCAGUGGCUGGGGACCUUCUGCGGUGCGCACGUCGUGACCGAAAAGUCCGGGCUUGGACGGCAGUCCGCGGCGCGCAGCCGCGCGUUCGUGCGUGGGGAGGGCAUCUUACUCUACGCACCGAGCCGCCUACCGCGGGUGCCAGAAUUCGACAUAUCCUACCGGCGACGAGAGUGCGCACAUGAGGAUCCUCACAGACUUCUCCGCAAUCUGAGCGGAUUCUGUCCAGACGAAAAGUCGAGCUCGCCGUGCCUCUCUUGUACAGGAUGUGUGUCUCAGGGGCUCGACUUGCUCCUCCUCCUCCUCCUCCUCCUCCUCCUCCUCCUCUUCCUCCUCCUCUUUCGUGCGCAAGGGUAG
Molecule: messenger RNA, 1203 nt
Organism: Prorocentrum cordatum
Lineage: Eukaryota; Dinophyceae; Prorocentrales; Prorocentraceae
Source: the annotation of a GenBank genome assembly